Molecule: messenger RNA, 3105 nt
Organism: Drosophila albomicans
Lineage: Eukaryota; Metazoa; Arthropoda; Insecta; Diptera; Drosophilidae
Gene: IntS8
Product: integrator complex subunit 8
Exons: 6
Coding region: 78-3077 (999 amino acids)
Biological process (GO): snRNA 3'-end processing
Cellular component (GO): integrator complex
Source: RefSeq, a predicted model, not a curated record
AAAACAACUUGUUCAUAUGAACGACAAAAAUCAGGGCCUUAAGUUUUAAACAAAAAUUAAAACAAUAUAUAUACGGCAUGGAAGACCCAUUAAAACCGAAGCCAGUACCGCUGGCUGCCGAAACAGUUUUGUGGUUUGAAUUCCUGCUCGAUCCGCACAAAAUAACCCAGCACUUACAAUGCAAAAAUCCCGAGCCCAGCGCAGCGGAGCUGAUUGUGCAGUUCAUCAGCAUGACGCCGGACACAGCGAUUGCAUCCACAGUGGUGACUCCCGGCAGCGAUAUACAGAGCUUGGGAGGCGCCAAUGCCACCACGCCCGCCACCUCAGCUGCACUCAAUGUGCAACAGCGACAGGCAGAGGUUGGAUUGCAGUUAACGCGCAAGCAGCUGGCACUGAAGAUACUCGAGCUUAAGGUUGCCACAUGGCUCAAAUGGGAUCUAGAUGCGCUCGAGAAAAGUUUACCCGUGGCGAUGCAGUUGAGUCUGCUGCGUGAUCUCUGCACCAUUAGCUAUGGUCGCCACGUUACCAUUCCAUUUGCCAGUGACUUCGAUUUCAAGAUUGCCUCCACUGGCAAUGAGCGUGCUGCUCGCUUUGCUCUCACCAUCUAUCAUCGUUUGCUGCUUCGACUCCAGCUCAUCAAGGACAGCGCCUUAAAGGCGUCGCGUCCGCUCAUGUAUCAAACCGUUGAUCAAGUGCAACAGUUUCUGGAGACUCCUACGCAGCCUUCCAUUGAGUAUCUUGAGCAGUUGUGCGCCUCGGCCAACAGCAAGCCUUUUCAUGUCUUCCACUAUGAUAGUUUUGUUACGUUAGACUGUGAUCACAUGAACAGCACGCAAAACUACGACAUGAUGCGCCUGAUCUCGCCCCAGGAGCUGCGCGCCCAGCUGCACUAUGAGCUGGCCCAUUAUUACCUCCACACCAAGCAGUAUAUGUUGGCACGCGAAGCUGCCGCCGCAUGCAACAGCAAUCUUCAAGCGCUGCCUGCGAACGCCACGCUUUUCUUCUGUCACAUUCGACCCGCGGAGCUUGAAGGGUUGUUGCAAGCCUGCGGCAUCAGUGCGCAUCAGCAGACGCUCUUGGAGCGUUUUCAUCAAUCGUUGUUGAAUAAUUAUACCGACAUUGUACCCAUACUGCGGCUGGAUAAUCGAGCACGCGAGAUUCCGCUGGUCAGCAGACGUAACGUGGAGCUGGACAUUGAGGGCGCCAUCUCGACGGGACUGCUGAAGGAGACACGUCUGCUACUGCUGCAGGUGGCCGCGCUGAAUGUGGUGCGCACCAUCUUCGAAUGGGGCAACAUCUUCGGCAACGUGGAGUACUUUGAAAAGUAUCGCGACAUGGACUGCAUGCCGCCCAUUGUGGAGGCUAUGCAGGAUGCGCUGACGCACUGUAGCGCCAAGGAGCAGACAGCACUAAAGCACUUCCUCAUCGACUGUGUGUUGCAUCAGCAGCAGGAGCAACAACAGCAAGAUCAGAGUCGGCAACUGUUGCUGACAGCCAAGGAAAUGGGUAUUUUUAGCGCAGAGGAGAUGCUGGAUUUGGAUGAGCAACUGGUGCAGUCCACACAGCCUGUGCUCAGCAACUCGCUGGCCACACUAAACGAUUGGAUAUGCCACUCGAAGAUGACUCGUGUGGAUGUAGCCGCCUUGGAGCGCCAGCUGAUCACGUGUAGCACUGCGAAUAGCGUGCGCAUUCUGCUCGUCAAGCUGUGCGGCACAGCGCCCGGCAAACCAUUGUGGGCCAUUAAUCCCAGUUGGGAUGUGCCGCAACCCCUCAAGGCUCUUAUCAUGGCCAUGCCAGUGAGUUUCCUGCAGGACUUUAGCUACGUGCUGCUGGGCAAAGCUCGUGAGCUGGCCACACGUGGUAACUACAUUGAUGCCGUGUCCAUGCUGAGUGUACUCAAGUCGGAGACACAGCGCCAGGAGCUGGGCGGCAAUGCACAAAUCAUGUGUAAGCUCAUCACCUGGGAGAUACUGCACAUACAAGUCACCCAAUGUCUGGAAGAGUGGCAUCAGAAGCCGCUUGAUCUCACGGCACUUGGUGGGCGUUGCAAACAGUGUUUGGCUGCAUUGCAAGCGGGUGAUGCGAUGAUGCCACGCAUGGAGAUACUCGAAAGUUGCGCCAUCAUGUUGCUCAAUCUGACUGAGUUUCCAGCGCUUCUCUAUCUGGACAAACGCGCAGCGCAACUGGAGUUUCCCUUGGCUUUCGCUUCCACGUUCGUUGAAAUGGAGAAGAUGAAGGGGCCGAAGAAGGCAUGUCGCGAUGCCUGGGAACUAAUGCUGAGCAUGUUUCUCAACGUGCCCAAGCGAGCGGCAUCAGCGGCAGCGGGCAGCGGCACCAACAGUUCGUUGCAAGCGUUUCUGCAGAGGGUACGGCAUCAGAGUGUCUUCGGCCUGGCUAUUUCCAUGCUGGGCAAAAUGCACAACAUACUGAAAGAUGAUCCCAAUCACGAUUUAAGCUGCGAAUACAUGCAGCUCUGGCCCAUCACCAUUACCAAUCCCAAUAGCUACAGUUUACGCAGCGUCUGCGAAACGUUACAGUGGCUGCUGUCGGAGGCACUCAGUCAUUAUCCCCAGACCAUAUCGUGGCUGAAGAUGAAGGGCGACCUGGAGCUGGCCAUUGGCAACAACGAAUCUGCGAUGCGUUGCUAUGUCAAUGCUCUGGUCACCGGCACUGACUAUUGCACAUUGCCACUGCAGCGGAAUGUGGUUGAUGAUUAUGUGAUCAGAAAGAUGAUUCGUUGUGCUGCCAAUUUAGGCUGUCACAUGCAGGCGACAGUGUUGUGUCAGUUCCUGGAGGAGAUCGACUACGGCAUUGUCUUUAAGAAUCUCAGUGAGAAAUCAUCGAACUUUACGGAUGCCAUGGAUGCAUAUUACAGCUGCAUUUGGGACACAACGCUGCUCGAAUUUAUUGUCAAUCUGCAUGCGAAGAGAGGCGAACACAGUCGCAAGUUAGAGGCGAUCUCUAUGAUGGGCACCUUGGAACUAAAUGCCAACAACAAUGAGGAGAUCAAACGAGAGAGCGCCAUGGUGCGAAAGUCACGCUUUCUACGCUCCCUGGCCAAGCAGUAUUUGCUGUAGUCCCUGCUACUACACUACACCAUCCACC